CCGCUCAACGUGGCGCUCGUGUUCUCGGGGCCCGCGUACACGGCCGAGGCGGCGCGCCUGGGCCCAGCCGUGGCGGCGGCCGUGCGCAGCCCGGGACUGGACGUGCGGCCCGUGGCGCUGGUGCUCAACGGCUCGGAUCCGCGCAGCCUCGUGCUGCAGCUCUGCGACCUGCUGUCGGGGCUGCGGGUGCACGGCGUGGUCUUCGAGGACGACUCGCGCGCGCCCGCCGUCGCGCCCAUCCUGGACUUCCUCUCGGCGCAGACCUCGCUGCCCAUCGUGGCCGUGCACGGCGGCGCUGCGCUCGUGCUCACGCCCAAGGAGAAGGGCUCCACUUUCCUGCAGUUGGGCUCCUCCACCGAGCAGCAGCUUCAGGUCAUCUUCGAGGUGCUGGAGGAGUACGACUGGACGUCCUUCGUGGCGGUGACCACGCGGGCCCCCGGCCACCGGGCCUUCCUGUCCUACAUCGAGGUGCUGACGGACGGCAGCCUGGUGGGCUGGGAGCACCGCGGGGCGCUGAUGCUGGACCCUGGGGCCGGCGAGGCGGUGCUGGGCGCGCAGCUCCGCAGCGUCAGCGCGCAGAUUCGCCUGCUCUUUUGCGCGCGCGAGGAGGCCGAGCCCGUGUUCCGCGCCGCCGAGGAGGCCGGCCUCACGGGGCCCGGCUACGUGUGGUUCAUGGUGGGGCCCCAGCUGGCCGGGGGAGGGGGCUCGGGGGCGCCCGGGGAGCCCCUGCUCCUGCCCGGAGGUGCCCCGCUGCCCGCCGGCCUGUUCGCCGUGCGCUCCGCUGGCUGGAGGGACGACCUGGCCCGGCGCGUGGUGGCCGGUGUCGCCGUGGUGGCCAGAGGUGCCCAGGCCCUGCUACGAGACUAUGGCUUCCUGCCCGAGCUCGGACACGACUGUCGCGCCCAGAACCGCACGCACCGCGGGGAGAGCCUGCACAGGUACUUCAUGAACAUCACGUGGGAUAACCGGGAUUACUCCUUCAAUGAGGACGGCUUCCUGGUGAACCCGUCCCUGGUGGUCAUCUCCCUCACCAGGGACAGAACCUGGGAGGUGGUGGGCAGCUGGGAGCAGCAGACUCUCCGCCUUAAGUACCCACUGUGGUCACGCUACGGCCGCUUCCUACAACCGGUGGACGACACGCAGCACCUGACGGUGGCCACGCUGGAGGAGCGGCCCUUCGUCAUUGUGGAGCCCGCGGACCCCAUCAGCGGCACGUGCAUCCGAGACUCGGUGCCCUGCCGGAGCCAGCUCAACCGCACCCACAGCCCUCCGCCAGACGCCCCCCGCCCGGAAAAGCGGUGCUGCAAGGGUUUCUGCAUCGACAUUCUGAAGCGGCUGGCGCACACCAUCGGCUUCAGCUAUGACCUCUACCUGGUCACGAACGGCAAGCACGGGAAGAAGAUCGAUGGCGUCUGGAAUGGCAUGAUUGGAGAGGUGUUCUACCAGCGGGCGGACAUGGCCAUCGGCUCCCUCACCAUCAAUGAGGAGCGGUCCGAGAUCGUGGACUUCUCCGUCCCCUUCGUAGAGACGGGCAUCAGCGUCAUGGUGGCGCGUAGCAAUGGCACUGUGUCCCCCUCUGCCUUCCUCGAGCCCUACAGCCCCGCCGUGUGGGUGAUGAUGUUCGUCAUGUGCCUCACUGUGGUCGCCGUCACCGUUUUCAUCUUUGAGUACCUCAGUCCGGUCGGCUACAACCGCAGCCUGGCCACGGGCAAGCGCCCUGGCGGCUCAACCUUCACCAUUGGGAAAUCAAUCUGGUUGCUCUGGGCCCUGGUGUUCAAUAACUCGGUGCCCGUGGAGAACCCCCGGGGGACCACCAGCAAAAUCAUGGUGCUGGUGUGGGCCUUCUUCGCCGUCAUCUUCCUCGCCAGCUACACAGCCAACCUGGCCGCCUUCAUGAUCCAGGAGGAGUACGUGGACACCGUGUCUGGGCUCAGUGACCGCAAGUUCCAGCGGCCCCAGGAGCAGUACCCGCCGCUCAAGUUCGGGACGGUGCCCAAUGGGUCCACGGAGAAGAACAUACGCAGCAACUACCCCGACAUGCACAGCUACAUGGUGCGUUACAACCAGCCCCGCGUGGAGGAGGCCCUGACGCAGCUCAAGGCAGGAAAGCUGGACGCCUUCAUCUAUGACGCAGCCGUGCUCAACUAUAUGGCCCGCAAAGACGAGGGCUGCAAGCUGGUUACCAUCGGCUCUGGCAAGGUCUUUGCCACCACCGGCUAUGGCAUCGCGCUGCACAAGGGCUCCCGCUGGAAGCGGCCCAUUGAUCUGGCACUGCUGCAGUUUCUGGGGGACGAUGAGAUCGAGAUGCUGGAGCGGCUUUGGCUGUCCGGGAUCUGCCACAACGACAAGAUCGAGGUCAUGAGCAGUAAGCUGGACAUCGACAACAUGGCAGGGGUCUUCUACAUGCUCCUGGUGGCCAUGGGCCUCUCCCUGCUGGUCUUCGCAUGGGAGCACCUGGUCUACUGGCGCCUCCGCCACUGCCUGGGGCCCACCCACCGCAUGGACUUCCUGCUGGCCUUCUCCAGGCCCCCGCCAUGCCGCGCCGCGCCGCCGCCUUGCCCGUACCUCGAUCUGGAGCCGUCGCCGUCGGACUCGGAGGACUCGGAGAGCCUGGGCGGCGCAUCUCUGGGUGGCCUGGAGCCCUGGUGGUUCGCCGACUUCCCCUACCCGUAUGCCGAGCGCCUGGGCCCGCCGCCCGGCCGCUACUGGUCGGUCGACAAGCUCGGUGGCUGGCGCGCCGGCAGCUGGGACUAUCUGCCCCCGCGCAGCGGCCCGGCCGCCUGGCAUUGCCGCCACUGCGCCAGCCUGGAGCUGCUGCCGCCACCGCGCCAUCUCAGCUGCUCACACGACGGCCUGGACGGCGGCUGGUGGGCGCCGCCGCCGCCACCCUGGGCCGCAGGGCCGCCUCCCCGGCGCCGGGCCCGCUGCGGGUGUCCAAGGCCGCAUCCGCACCGUCCACGGGCCUCGCACCGUGCGCCCGCCGCCGCCCCCCCGCACCACCACCGGCACCGGCACCGGCGCGCCGCCGCGGGCUGGGACUUCCCACCACCCGCCCCCACCUCGCGGUCGCUGGAGGACCUCAGCUCGUGUCCCCGCGUCGCCCCCGCGCGCCGGCUCACCGGGCCCUCGCGCCACGCGCGCCGCUGCCCACAUGCCGCGCACUGGGGGCCGCCGCUGCCCACCGGGUCCCACCGGAGACACCGGGGCGGGGAGCUGGGCACCCGCAGGGGCUCGGCGCACUUCUCCAGCCUGGAGUCCGAAGUAUGA
Molecule: messenger RNA, 3267 nt
Organism: Elephantulus edwardii (Cape elephant shrew)
Lineage: Eukaryota; Metazoa; Chordata; Mammalia; Macroscelidea; Macroscelididae
Gene: GRIN2D
Product: glutamate receptor, ionotropic, N-methyl D-aspartate 2D
Exons: 12
Biological process (GO): long-term synaptic potentiation; synaptic transmission, glutamatergic; monoatomic ion transport
Cellular component (GO): postsynaptic density membrane; postsynaptic membrane; NMDA selective glutamate receptor complex
Molecular function (GO): NMDA glutamate receptor activity; transmitter-gated monoatomic ion channel activity involved in regulation of postsynaptic membrane potential
Source: RefSeq, a predicted model, not a curated record